Mya arenaria is the source of this 1137-nucleotide messenger RNA. Its product is annotated as dehydrogenase/reductase SDR family member on chromosome X-like. The record is from RefSeq and is a predicted model, not a curated record. NCBI's taxonomy places the organism in Eukaryota, Metazoa, Mollusca, Bivalvia, Myida, Myidae. The transcript has 8 exons. The coding region runs from base 1 to 996 and encodes 331 amino acids.
AUGGACAAAGACUCAUUCUAUCUGGCCCUCCUUGGCGCCGAACUGUCAGUGCCGAAUUAUAUCAGUCGAUGUAAAGCAAAGCCUGCAAACACUGAUACUUGUAAUCAUGCGGGCAAGGUGGCUAUUGUAACUGGUGGCAGUCUUGGAAUAGGAUUCCAUGUGUCAAAAAGUCUCGUAGCCAGAAGCAUACACGUUUUUAUUGGUGGAAAGUGUAGGAAGACGGGCAAUGAUGCAAUUAAAGCAAUCAGAAAAGACUUUCCAAACGCGAAAGUCGAUUUUAUUCACCUGAAUCUUGGAUCUAUGAAGUCAGUUGACGACUUUGCUGAUGACUUUUUAUCACGGGAUCUACGAUUAAAUAUUUUAAUAAAUAACGCUGGCAUCAUGUUUCCCCCAUAUGAAUUAACGGAAGACGGCUUCGAGAGUCAGUUUCAAGUGAAUUACCUGGGACACUUUCAUUUAACAUCACGAUUGCUUGAAACAUUGGUACAGACAGGAACAGAGAACAGCUGGGCAAGAGUUGUAAAUGUUUCAUCAUAUAUGCACAUCAUAGGGUCGCCAGAUCUUGACAAUCUUGAAAACAGGGCACAAGCGUGGUACCAGUAUUCCAGCCACAAGGCUUAUGCUGACUCCAAGCUUCUGAUAUUGGCGUCCAUGUAUGCACUGAACCGGAAACUGCGGAAGGCGCACUCGUGCGUGUCGGUGUGUGUCCUACAUCCCGGCGUUGUCAGGACGGACCUCUGGAAACACCUAACUUUCAUACAUAAAUACCCUCUGGGACUUAUUGGGAAGUUUUUGUAUCUGACACCAGAGCAGGGAGCGGAUACAACUUUAUACGCCGCCUUGUCCCCAGAAGUGGAAAGUGUUAGUGGGUGUUACUAUGACAAUUCACAACCAUGUCGGUCAGCGAGACUUACUUAUGACGAGGAUUUUCAGGAUUUCGUGUGGGACAAAACCUCAGCUUUAGUUAAAAAUCUUGCAGAAACAAAUAUUGAGUGAACUAAUUUAUUGCAGAUACGUUUGAAAGUAUUUUACAAUCUACAAACAUUUGUUAUAAAUAAAUAAAAUGCAUGUAGCGUUGCCAUAAAUAUUACAAGUCAUUACAUAUAUGCGAAAAUUUAGGCAUUUGUGUAAUAAAAU